AAAAAAAGUUUAAUUAAAGAUUCUUGUACAGAAUUUGUUAAGUAGUCUAUCAUAAAGUAUAGCUAUUGUUCAGAAUAUUCUAUAUAAUUCUGUAUACAGACUAUUGUCGGCAAAAUAAGCCUUUAUUUUCGUAAAUCAAUACAAAUAAUAUAUUCUUGUAGUGACGACAUUAGACACGCGAAUAAUGACCCAAACUGACCAGGCUGGCGAUUUUGUGCGCAUAUUUCGUGUGGUAUACACCAAACCAUUUGAUGUUGCCGAAGAUAUUGAGCGCUCGGCAUGUCUUCCACCACUUCCUCCCAUUUAUUUGGAUUCGCAAAUGUUUUUAUUAAAGUCCAGAAACUACGCGGACCUCAAGAAAGCGAUCAGCGAUUGGUAUAACACGGAGAUUGUGGGCAAAGAUAGCGGCAAUUGUGUUGAGACGGGUUCCGGCAAUUCGGGCUCCGGUUCCGGUUCGGGAGAGUUCACGGAUAUUGUGGCCGAACCGUCCACUUCCAAGUCUAAGUGUCAGCUGUUAUCGUGUGAAACGCUGUCUGUUUUCGCCAAAAAUCAGACCGGAUUUGAGGAGAGCUUCAACUCGAAUAGAGUCGGAGCCAGAAAUCGGUGCACUUUUAUCGCUGUCCGCCUCUACUAUGACUCCGGCUAUCAUUUGCAUAAAACCCGACAGGGGAUCAACACCACAGCCAAUCCCAGUGCACCCAAAGCCGACAAAAAGUCGCCGUCUUGUGAUAUCAGCUAAAUAUUGAGACAUUUUUUCAAACAAAAAUCAAUUCUUAAUCAUAUUUCUUAUAUAUUCUCACUAAACAUAUGCACAGAAACUACACA
Oppiella nova is the source of this 825-nucleotide messenger RNA. NCBI's taxonomy places the organism in Eukaryota, Metazoa, Arthropoda, Arachnida, Sarcoptiformes, Oppiidae. The record is from the annotation of a GenBank genome assembly.